Messenger RNA from Cryptosporidium muris RN66, 486 nucleotides. Its product is annotated as suppressor of kinetochore protein 1, putative. Gene Ontology annotation, biological process: SCF-dependent proteasomal ubiquitin-dependent protein catabolic process. The transcript has 3 exons. The record is from RefSeq and is a predicted model, not a curated record. Gene Ontology annotation, molecular function: cullin family protein binding. Bases 1 to 486 code for a protein of 161 amino acids. Gene Ontology annotation, cellular component: nucleus; cytoplasm. NCBI's taxonomy places the organism in Eukaryota, Apicomplexa, Conoidasida, Eucoccidiorida, Cryptosporidiidae.
AUGAUAUCAUCUAAAGUGAAAUUAGUAAGCUCAGAGGGAGAAGAAUUUGAAGUAGAUAUAUGUGUAGCUACAGCUUCUACAUUAAUACGCAAUAUGAUUGAAGAUGUUGGGUCUGAGGAUCCAAUUCCAUUACCAAAUGUCCGAAGUGAUGUUCUUAGAAAAGUCAUCGAAUAUUGUAAGCAUCACGUAAAUAAUCCAGCUAAAGAAAUCCCAAAACCACUAAGAAGCAAUAGUUUAACACAUAUAGUUUCUCCUUGGGAUGAAGAAUUUGUUAAUAUUGAACAAGAAUUACUGUUUGAACUUAUGCUGACUGCUAAUUAUAUGGAUAUUAAGCCAUUAUUAGAUCUUGUAUGUGCAAAAGUAGCUACAAUGAUAAAAGGAAAGAAAGCCGAAGAAAUUCGUCAGAUUUUUAAUAUACAAAAUGAUUUUACUCCUGAAGAGGAGGCAGCUGUUAGAGAAGAAAAUAAGUGGUGUGAAGAACCUUAG